UCAGCACACAGCAUGUUUAUUGCUCCGUUCAUACUGUGCAGAAGAAAGUAUUAUUUCAGCGUUAUAGUUUGCUUGCAGAUAUCCUCCGACUGGCAGUAGAGCUCUAUUCACCACGCGGCUGAAGCUUUUAUUGGAGACUGCGCACUUUGAGGAGAGAAACUCUGCUCUCUCGAGGAGGCUUUGACAGGACUGAAAAAGAGUGACUCUAAAGAACUCCACACGUUAUCCACAUGGCAGAGCCCAACUUCCCCCCACUGCCGGGGUUUAUUCCACUCAAGCCAUGCUUCUACCAGGACUUUGAUGAGAUCCCUGAGCAGCACCGCAGCCUGUGCAAGAAAAUGUACCACCUGUGGAUGUUGAACAGUCUUACUCUUGCGGUGAAUCUCCUUGGCUGCUUCGCAUGGAUGUUUGGUGGAGGUGGCGUGACCAACUUUGGGCUGGCUAUCAUCUGGCUCAUCAUGUUCACCCCCUGCUCCUAUGUCUGCUGGUUCAGGCCCAUCUACAAGGCCUUCAAGACUGACAGCUCCUUCAACUACAUGCAGUUCUUUUUUGUUUUCAUGGCCCAAGUGGGCAUCAGCAUCAUCCAAAGCAUCGGCAUCCCUGGAUGGGGAGUAUGCGGUUGGUUGGCUACCAUCUCCUUCUUCUCCUAUAAUAUUCUGAUUGCUCUGGUCAUGUUGGUCCCCACCAUCAUGUUCACUGCAGUCGCCUCACUGUCCUUCAUUGCCCUCACCAGGAUCCAUAACUUCUACCGUGGCAGUGGGGGCAGCAUGUCCAAAGCUCAGGAGGAGUGGACCACGGGGGCCUGGAAGAACCCCCACGUCCAGGCGGCAGCGCAGCAGGCGGUGGUGGGGGCCGCUACCGGAGGCAUGCAGGAGCAGCAUCCGAGCCCACAGUACAACACCAACCAGGUGUAGAGGUGUGAAGAAAAUACGUGACAGUUAUGCCAACAUUUAAACAUCAGGGUUAGGAAGAUGUUGUCAUGUUGUGGUUAUUAAGUGGAACACAAUUGCAUAUUUUGACAUCCAGUUUUACAUAAAGUAUUUAUCACGGAUGAUUUCAAGCAAUUUCAUCAUUUUGCAAAACAAAUCUCUCUGUGUGAAGCUGUUUUGUAUCUUCCCGUGUUUAAGGGCACGCUGGGUUUUUUCUGUUGUGAGGUUGAAAUGAAAGUAGUUUUGAAUGUUUGUCACUUUAGAGUGUUGUUUUAGGCAUUUUGACAAAAUAAAGCAAAAUGAUAUUUUUUGAUGUACAAUAACUUUGUGAUGAUACAGAUCUUUAUUUAGUAUUUAUGUAGCUAUAGUGCACUAUGUGAGAGAUACAUAUGUUUUCAAGUGACUUGUUUUUUAAUUCAAGGGCUUACCAAAGAUCCAAUGUAGCAUUGCUGAUUGACAUCAUGCUAAUUUAUGUGACCUCUGCAUAUUUCUAUAGAAUGAAUGUUUGCACUAUUUGUUGUGUUAAAAAUAACUGUAUCUGUAUCAAAGUCAGACAGUAUUGUUGCAAGAGUUCCCCUAGAUUUAAAUAUAAACAGAACAUUUCCUUGUACCUUUGAGUUGACUCUCUGAUGUACUUCCUGUUGGACAUUGGUGGACACUGAAAACAUCAGAUAUGUAUCACAGAAAAACAACAUCAGUGUUAAUGGUUCUAUGCAAAUUCAGCAGAAAACCAGUGAGCUAUCUGACCAAUGGGCUUGAACUGAAUGUACUUUUUAAAACUGUUAUUUCUUUCCUGCAUUUUGGCUGUUUGACCACUGAGAGGCGCUGAUGGUUCUGGUAUGAAAUAAAAACACGUACAGAUUA
This is a messenger RNA of Gymnodraco acuticeps, 1793 nucleotides long. RefSeq names its product secretory carrier-associated membrane protein 5-like. The transcript has 7 exons. The record is from RefSeq and is a predicted model, not a curated record. Gene Ontology annotation, cellular component: trans-Golgi network membrane; recycling endosome membrane. Lineage: Eukaryota; Metazoa; Chordata; Actinopteri; Perciformes; Bathydraconidae. Gene Ontology annotation, biological process: protein transport. Bases 231 to 914 code for a protein of 227 amino acids.